This is a messenger RNA of Salvelinus namaycush (lake trout), 1518 nucleotides long. Its product is annotated as solute carrier family 2, facilitated glucose transporter member 4-like. The record is from RefSeq and is a predicted model, not a curated record. Gene Ontology annotation, biological process: monosaccharide transmembrane transport. The coding region runs from base 1 to 1518 and encodes 505 amino acids. The transcript has 11 exons. NCBI's taxonomy places the organism in Eukaryota, Metazoa, Chordata, Actinopteri, Salmoniformes, Salmonidae. Gene Ontology annotation, molecular function: hexose transmembrane transporter activity. Gene Ontology annotation, cellular component: membrane.
AUGCCGGCUGGGUUUCAGCAACUCGGAGGGGAGACGGUGACUGGAACCCUUGCUCUCUCAGUGUUCACCGCUGUAUUGGGUUCCUUUCAGUUUGGGUACAACAUAGGUGUCAUCAACGCUCCUCAGAAGAUCAUUGAAGCGGACUACAACGCUACAUGGGUGCAUCGGUAUGGAGAGCCUAUCCCCAGCAGUACCCUCACAACCCUCUGGUCCCUGUCCGUAGCCAUCUUCUCUAUAGGCGGCAUGAUCUCCUCCUUCUGUGUGGGCGUCAUCUCAGAGUGGCUGGGGAGGAGGAAAGCCAUGCUCAUUAACAACUUGUUUGCCUUCAUCGGAGGAGGUUUGAUGGGCAUGGCCAAGAUCAGCCGGUCUUUCGAGAUGAUGAUUCUGGGACGAUUCGUCAUCGGUGCAUACUGUGGAUUGGCAUCGGGGCUGGUGCCCAUGUAUGUAGGUGAGAUAGCCCCUACCAGUCUGCGAGGGGCAUUGGGCACGCUCCACCAGCUGGCUAUCGUUACAGGGAUUCUCAUAGCACAGGUCCUGGGUCUGGAGUCUUUGCUGGGCAGUGAGGAGUUGUGGCCAGUGCUGGUGGGUGUGACCGUUCUGCCCACUGUCCUACAGAUGGUGCUGCUGCCCUUUUGCCCCGAAAGCCCCCGCUUCCUCUACAUCAUCCGUUCCCAGGAGCACCACGCCAAGAGCGGCUUGAGGAGGCUGACGGGGAGACAGGAAGUGGGGGAUAUGCUGGCGGAGAUGAAGGAGGAGAAGAGGAGGAUGGACAUGGAGAGGAAGGUGUCCAUCGCAGAGCUCUUCCGCUCCCCCAUGUACCGGCAGCCCAUCAUCAUCGCCAUCCUACUGCAGCUCUCACAACAGCUGUCCGGGGUCAACGCUAUCUUCUACUACUCCACCAGUAUCUUCCAGAAGGCAGGGGUCCAGAGCCCUGUCUACGCCACUAUAGGAGCCGGUGUGGUCAACUGUGCUUUCACCGUGGUCUCGCUCUUCCUGGUUGAGAGGACGGGUCGCCGGACACUACACAUGCUGGGCCUGUCUGGAAUGUGCGGCUGCGCCAUUGUCAUGACAAUGGCUCUCGCCCUAUUGGACAGUGUUCCCUGGAUGAGCUACAUCAGCAUGCUGGCCAUCUUUGGCUUCGUGGCCUUCUUCGAGGUGGGCCCCGGCCCUAUCCCCUGGUUCUUUGUGGCUGAGCUCUUCUCCCAAGGCCCCAGGCCCGCUGCUAUGGCCGUGGCCGGAUUCGCCAAUUGGACAGCCAACUUCAUUAUCGGCUUUGGCUUCCAAUAUGUUGCUGAGCUUUGUGGGCCAUAUGUCUUCCUCAUCUUCGCCGCGCUCCUGCUAUUCUUCCUCAUCUUCACCUUCUUCCGGGUGCCGGAAACGCGGGGGAAGACGUUCGACCAGAUCUCCAACACCUUCAGCAAACACUUGCCCGCCAUGAUAGAUAUGGACCUGGACAUGGAGCUGGGCAAACGCAGCACAGAGCUGGAUUACCUAGGGGAGGAGGGGAGCCUCAACUGA